Molecule: messenger RNA, 1516 nt
Organism: Thunnus maccoyii (southern bluefin tuna)
Lineage: Eukaryota; Metazoa; Chordata; Actinopteri; Scombriformes; Scombridae
Gene: yjefn3
Product: YjeF N-terminal domain containing 3
Exons: 5
Coding region: 286-924 (212 amino acids)
Cellular component (GO): mitochondrion
Molecular function (GO): NAD(P)HX epimerase activity
Source: RefSeq, a predicted model, not a curated record
GCUGGGGCCACAGUGGGAAAGAGACAGGGAGGAGAGGCAGAGAUACAGAGGCAAGAUUCAGAGUGUGUAGCAGCCAGUAAUUACCUUCCAGCGUCUGAACCAAUCAAGAGCCGAAGAGUGAUACAGAGAGAGGAAGCCCAUUGAGAUUCUCAGUCUAUUCCCAGGCAAAGAGGUAGGCAGUGUGUUUAUUGAAUUAGAAUCAGAGAGAACGAACAGAACGGUUUUCUCUGGAGUGGCACAGCUCAUCCUUUCUCACAUUUGCCGAGUUGUGCUGGGUGAAAACAGAUGGACAAGAUGAACCACAGCUCAGCUGAGGCGGAGGCUGAAACCAUAGAACCACUGCGCUACCUCAGUAAAGGGGAGGCGGCAUCUAUCGAGACAGAGCUCGUGAGGGACUACAAGUUUGGACAACAGCAGCUGAUAGAGAUUUGGGGACACGCCUGUGCUCUUGCCAUUACUAAGGAAUAUGAACCCACCAUCUACCACCCUAAACGCUCCUCUCACAGUCUACACCAGGACUUUACAGUGCAGUGUGAGAAGAUGGACAUCCCUUUUCUCUCCUAUCUGCCCACAGAGGUGCAGCUCAUAAACGAUGCCUACAAUCUGGUGAUUGAUGCAAUGCUGGGCCCAGAGGCAGACCCUGCCAACAUUAAGGAGCCCUACUCUGGUAUUCUGGCCACCCUGAAGCAAGUCAAGACCCCCAUUGCCAGUGUGGAUGUGCCCUCAGGUUGGGACGUAGAAGAAGCGAGUCAAGACGGGAUAAACCCAGAAGUUCUCAUCUCACUUACAGCACCGAAGAAGUGCGCCAUGAGUUUCUCGGGGAAGCAUUUCUUAGCUGGACGCUUCCUGCCCUAUGACAUCCAGAAAAAAUACGAGCUUAACCUCCCAGAGUACCCUGGCACAGACUGUCUCAUAGAAUUGUAACACAUGGGAAACAUAAGAGCCAGUGGGGCCUCUCUUCAUUUUGAAAGCGUACAGUUAAUCUAUUAUUGUUUUGUAUUUUAUAGAUUGUUAAUGUGAUUUAAUGUUAACCUCUCAGUUGCGUAGAUCAGGCUACAUCUUAGCCAAAUUUGCUGUUAAGCUACAGUAGGAGGAUAAUAUUUAGAAACUGUGGUUUGAGUCGUGUCUUUUUAGAAAACGGCAUCAGGAGUUUUUGUGUCAGUCUACUUGUAAAAGCUGUAGCAUUUCACUUUCCUGGUUUUUUUUUUCUUUUUUGCAAAAGACAGAAUUUCUUUUUUUUCACUUUCAGCAAAGAAAGAUAAAUUUUCUAUGACCACUGGAAACCUUUUCUUUCUUAAAUGUUAAUGUUCUGAUGCUCUCAUGUUUAACUUUCUACUGAAGUGUGCUGCUGAGAUGAGUCACUGUAGGUUAGCAAUUUCAAAAUUUCUGUUUAUGUGGUUUUGAUUUGUUUGGUCGACUGGACUUCUGCAUCACUUUUGUUUCAGUGACUUCAUUGGCUGUUACAAAAGGACCAGACAGUUCUCGUUGUCCAAUAAAAAAAAGUUUAUUUGAAAGA